This is a messenger RNA of Aspergillus heteromorphus CBS 117.55, 2114 nucleotides long. Its product is annotated as sugar porter family MFS transporter. Gene Ontology annotation, cellular component: plasma membrane. Gene Ontology annotation, molecular function: carbohydrate:proton symporter activity. NCBI's taxonomy places the organism in Eukaryota, Fungi, Ascomycota, Eurotiomycetes, Eurotiales, Aspergillaceae. The transcript is spliced from 3 exons. The record is from RefSeq and is a predicted model, not a curated record. Gene Ontology annotation, biological process: transmembrane transport; carbohydrate transport. The coding region runs from base 182 to 1828 and encodes 548 amino acids.
CUUGUCUCCCCAGAUUCUGUCUCUCGAGUCGGGCACUUUCCAUCUUCCAUUCCACCCCGAUCUUCUCUUUCCAUUCUUACCCACGGUGAUCGCCAAUCAUCCACUCCGAGGGUCUCUUCUUGCUUAUCCCUUUUCCUGAUACCCCACUGAUCAAGCACAACCCAUUUACCCUCCUCCCACCAUGGGUUUUGAAACAUCCGCAGACCACGGGGAGAUCUCCCCGGCGGUCGCGCCAUUCCCCCAGCACUCCAGCCAGGAGUCCGUCGGCUUCGAGAAGCCGACCCCGAUGGCUGUCGACACUCCCAUCCCCAGGGUCACCCUCCGUUCCUUUGCCAUGAGUAUGUUCGUUUCACUGGGUGGUCUGCUGUUCGGGUAUGAUACCGGUCAGAUCUCCGGUUUCGAGCAGGAGAGCGACUAUAUUCGUCGAUAUGGCAUGCAGAAGGCGGACGGAGAGUGGUACCUCAGCGAUGUCCGCUCCGGUCUGCUCACUAGUCUGCUGUCCAUCGGUACACUGAUCGGUGCCCUUGUUGCCGCCCCCAUCGCGGACCGUCUGGGUCGCAAGUGGUCGAUCACCCUCUGGUCCUUCAUCCUCAUCAUCGGGUUGAUCGUGCAGAUCUCCGCCCCCUCCGGCAACUGGGUCCAGAUGGUCAUGGGACGUUGGACCACCGGUCUGGGUGUCGGAGCCUGCUCUCUGCUGGUCCCCAUGUACCAGGGUGAGAGCGCCCCGCGCCACAUCCGUGGUGCCAUGAUCAGUUGCUACCAGCUGUUCGUCACCAUUGGCAUCUUCCUGGCCUACCUGAUCAACCUGGGCACCAACACCCUGCACGGCACCGCCCAGUGGCGCAUCACCCUGGGUCUGACCUUCCUGUUCGCCCUCGCCCUCGGUCUCGGCAUGGCCAUGUUCCCCGAGUCCCCCCGUUUCGACUACCGCCACGGCCGCGUCGACCGCGCCCGGGCCACCAUGGCCAAGCUGUAUGGCGUGCCCGAGAACCACCGCGUCAUCCUCGAGGAGCUCGACGAGAUCCAGAACCAGCUCGAGGCCGAGUCCGCCGGCCAGAAAUGGCACGAGUUCCUGACCGCCCCCCGCAUGUUCUACCGUGUCGUCCUGGGGAUGACCAUGCAGACCCUGCAGCAGCUGACCGGUUCCAACUACUUCUUCUACUACGGAACCACCAUCUUCAAGGGCGCCGGUAUCUCCAACAGCUUCAUCACGCAAGUCAUCCUCGGCGCCGUCAACUUCGGCUCGACCUUCGGCGGUCUGUACAUCGUCGAGAACUACGGUCGUCGCAAGUCCCUGAUCAGCGGUGCGCUCUUCAUGUUCGUCUGCUUCAUGAUCUUCUCCUCCAUCGGCCACUUCAUGCUCGACGUCAGCGACCCGGAGACCACCCCCAAUGUCGGCAAGGGCAUGAUCGUCGUCGCCUGCUUCUUCAUUGCCGCCUACGCAAUGACCUGGGGCCCCAUGGUCUGGGCCAUCACCGCCGAGCUGUACCCCUCGAAGUACCGUGCGCAGGGCAUGGCCCUCGCCACCGCCGCCAACUGGCUCUGGAACUUCCUGAUCGGAUUCUUCACCCCCUUCAUCACCUCCGCCAUCGACUUCGCCUACGGCUACGUCUUCGCCGGCUGUCUGUUCGUCGCUGCCUUCGUCGUCUACUUCUUCGUGAUCGAGGGUAAGGGCCGCACCCUCGAGGAGCUCGACUGGAUGUACGUCAACCAUGUCAAGCCGUGGAAGAGUGCCGACUAUGAUGUCCCUCCGCUUCACUCGAGACAGUUCGAGGGUGAGGAGCGCGCGAGGAAGGAGAGUGCCGCGUAUCACGCUGAGAAUGCGUGAGUGAGUUGAGUGUUUGCGUACGUCCGGUACGGCUUGGAUGGGGUCGGGUUGUAUAUCGUGCAUAGAUACCGGGAGUUUUGGCCAUCGCAUGCUUUGGGUUCUUGAUUGAUUGAUGGGAUACGUGAUUGUGAUUUGAUGUGAUCUGACCGAUUGGUAGGGGAGUAUGAUAUCCGUACUGCUAUGUACAUGAUGAUAACUAUUUUCUUCUUGUUUCAAAAUUCUUUUAUUUGGUGCAGUGGAUGACGUGAUAGUUUUGUAAUUUAUCAAUUUAUGUCUUCACUUUUUA